CGCAUGUGCUAGCUUGACGGAAGUUGCGGUGUUGAUGUGGUUUUGUUUGGUGAAGCUGUCGCAUUUGUUUCUCCAUUUGUCAUGUCAUUAGCUACACGUUUCCUCCUAAAAUAGCCCCGCGGGCGGUUUCGCUUCUCCACCUUUGGGGAGGGUCACAGGAAAGACAUUUGGGCGGAGAACAGAAGAUGAAAUGACAACGUCAACAUUACAGAAAGCCAUCGAUCUUGUCACCAAAGCCACAGAGGAAGACAAGGCAAAGAACUACGAGGAGGCCCUGCGCUUGUACCAGCAUGCAGUGGAAUAUUUCCUGCAUGCCAUCAAAUAUGAGGCCCACAGUGACAAAGCAAAGGAGAGCAUUCGAGCGAAGUGCAUGCAGUACCUGGACAGAGCGGAGAAACUUAAGGACUACCUGAAGAACAAAGACAAACAAGGAAAGAAGCCCUUCAAGGAGGCACAGAGCAAUGACAAGAACGACAGCGACUGUGAGGGCGAAAACCCAGAGAAGAAGAAACUGCAGGAGCAGCUUAUGGGCGCCAUUGUUAUGGAGAAGCCCAACGUCCGAUGGAACGACGUCGCUGGACUGGAGGGAGCAAAGGAGGCGUUGAAGGAGGCUGUCAUCUUGCCCAUUAAAUUUCCUCACCUUUUCACAGGCAAGCGGACUCCAUGGAGGGGCAUCCUGUUGUUUGGACCGCCGGGAACGGGGAAGUCCUACCUGGCCAAAGCUGUGGCCACCGAGGCAAACAACUCCACCUUCUUCUCCGUGUCCUCCUCAGACCUCAUGUCCAAGUGGCUGGGAGAGAGUGAGAAGUUGGUGAAAAACCUGUUUGACUUGGCCCGACAGCACAAACCCUCCAUCAUCUUCAUCGAUGAGGUGGACUCGCUGUGCGGCUCCAGGAACGAGAACGAGGGCGAGGCUGUUCGCCGCAUCAAGACCGAGCUCCUGGUUCAGAUGCAAGGUGUGGGUAACAACAACGAUGGUGUUUUGGUGCUCGGUGCCACCAACAUUCCAUGGGUGCUCGAUGCUGCCAUCCGCAGGAGAUUUGAGAAGAGGAUCUACAUCCCUCUGCCGGAGGAGCCGGCCAGAGUGCAGAUGUUUCGGAUCCACCUGGGAAACACGCCGCACAACCUCAGCGAGGCCGACCUGCGGCAGCUCGCCCACAAAACCGAGGGCUACUCCGGCGCCGACAUCAGCAUCAUCGUCCGGGACGCAUUCAUGCAGCCGGUUCGGAAGGUCCAGUCCGCGACCCACUUCAAAAAGGUUCGAGGUCCAUCCAGAAGCAACAACCAGGUGAUGGUGGACGACCUCCUGACCCCGUGCUCGCCAGGUGACCCUGACGCCAUGGAGAUGACCUGGAUGGACGUGCCUAGUGAUAAGCUGCUGGAGCCCAUAGUCUGCAUGUCCGACAUGCUGCGCUCGCUGUCCACCACCCGCCCCACCGUCAACACUGAAGACCUGUUCAAGGUCAAGAAGUUCUCAGAGGACUUUGGGAUGGAAGGCUGACGGGCCCGCCCCCACGUGUGCUCCCAGCAACGCCACUCCCAUCCUCCUCCCCCCUUUUCACCGCUGUGUAGGCUUCCAUCGAUGGUCUCCUGCCUGUGACGGGUCCCAACGAGAGACGGGCGUGUUCUGUCUGUGACCUCUGCUCUUUCUGACUCCUCAGAGGACAUUCCUGCUGGGAUCCAAGUCAUUUGGUGGUCGUGACAGGAGAUCCCACGUCUUUUGCUCCACAUCCAGACCGCGUUCUGCUCCACCAUCUCCACUACAUGAACUCUUGGGUUGUCCCCGGGGAAAAGCUUAACCGCCUCUCCGAGCCGACAGCCCAUCUGACGGAAGGACUUGACGGUUCGUGGCCAUCUUGCACUUUGUUUUUGAAUCCCAGUGAAGGACAGUUUGAAGAAGGUGGCUCCAGCCGGGCAUGCGAGUGUGUCAACGCACAACGUGUUUUUAUUAAAACGUGUGUCGUAGUGCCGGUGAAUGUAAGGAGUCCCCCGCUUUAUUUAAUAUUAAUUUCAGUGUUUGGAUCUCUGGUUCUGAGAGUAUCUGAUAAAGUAGUAAAACCCGAGAAGUACUCGACUGAUCCUUCACAAAGUGGAACCGCAGUUUCCAAAACGGAGUCAACGCCUCCAUUACGACCUCAAAAAUUUCAAUUAUGAUCUGUUCACUUUGUUUCUAUUGAAGCAAAGUAUGUUCGGGUAAUGAAGGAUUUAAAAAUGUGAAUAAUUCAAAUGCGUUUAUUUGUUGCACCAGGAUGAAGCUUUAAAGGAGAGUCAGUCCAGCAUUUCGGUUUCGUCCAGCGUCACAACAUUUAAUCUGCAUUUCACAGACAAGCAGGUUGGCGUGUGCUGGAGCGUCGAGAAGAGGCGUUUUUCUGUUUUAGUUCAGGAAAUGUUCGUUAAUGUCCACAGAGUCCCAGGAGCUGCAGGCUGCAUGUUCUCCACCAAAUCUGGGAUUGCUCGACGCUUUGUUUACAGACUCGGUGCUGCAUUAAGUACAGCUGUGUGUGUGUGUGUGUGUGUGUGAGGUUGUUGAACGCCCCUCUGUGAGGACCCAACAUGCCACUGGCCAUGUAACCAUGACUACUGAUUUAACCCGACUGAAUAAAAACUGACAUUUCAAAUGAA
This is a messenger RNA of Oryzias latipes (Japanese medaka), 2622 nucleotides long. It is a transcript of the gene vps4a, whose product is annotated as vacuolar protein sorting 4 homolog A. The record is from RefSeq and is a predicted model, not a curated record. NCBI's taxonomy places the organism in Eukaryota, Metazoa, Chordata, Actinopteri, Beloniformes, Adrianichthyidae. Gene Ontology annotation, biological process: endosomal transport; vacuole organization. Gene Ontology annotation, molecular function: ATP hydrolysis activity; ATP binding.